ACACACACACACACACACACACACACAUGCACGUCAAUACGCCUACACAGCAGUCUGCUGUGUACUGCUUCACAUCAGCACUGGAGCAGCAGCUGAUUAGCCCGACUGAAGCGUUGAGAUCAUUUGGAAUAUCUUCUCUUGAUCAGCAUGUGUCUGUGUGUCUGCUGUAGGUGAGUUGAUAUAGGAGAGCUUCUGUGUGUACGUGUGCAUGACACGUUCAUUUUUUCUUUUUCUUUUUUUUGCUUGGGAUUCCUCCUGCCCCAUAAGGCUUUGCUGCAAGUGGAUGUGCUGAUGUAGGAAGAAUGGAUGCACCACUGCUCACACACGUAUACACACUCUUAGAGCUCAGCCGUGAGACCAAAUGAAGAAAUCAAUAUCCACGCUUUUGACGAUUAAAGAUACAACAAUGUGACUGAAGGGACUGUUUCAGCUGUAGCUGCUGUAACACCAUCCAACAAUGCUGAGCCCUGUUCUCCAUUCUGAGCUCUCGGCCUUGGAGCCGGAGUACACAGACGCUGAUGUCAUCUCUACGGUGGAGUUCAGCCAAUCAGGGGAAUUCCUGGCCACAGGGGAUAAGGGUGGGAGAGUGGUCAUCUUUCAAAGAGAACCUCAGGGGGAAUAUAAUGUGUACAGCACAUUUCAGAGCCAUGAGCCUGAGUUCGACUGCCUGAAAAGCUUAGAGAUAGAAGAGAAAAUCAAUAAGAUCCGUUGGUUACCUCAAAUCAAUUCCACCCACUUCCUCUUGACCACUAAUGAUAAGACCAUUAAGCUAUGGAAGGUUAGUGAGAGAGACAGGAGGCCUGAAGGUUACAACCUGAAAGAUGAGGAGGGCCGGAUGAAGGACAUUUCCAGAAUCACAUCUCUUCAGGUUCCUGUGUUACGGCCGAUGGAUUUGCUGGUGGAAGCGUCUCCAAGGCGUGUGUUUGCGAACGCUCAUGCCUAUCACAUCAACUCAAUCAGCAUUAACAGUGACUGUGAGACUUAUCUGUCAGCUGAUGACUUGAGGAUCAACCUGUGGAAUCUUAAUAUCACAGAUCGCAGCUUCAACAUUGUGGACCUGAAGCCGGAAAACAUGGAAGACCUGAGCGAGGUGAUCACCGUGGCUGAGUUUCACCCUCAUCACUGCCACUUGCUGGCCUUCAGUAGUAGUGCAGGUGCAACACGCUUGUGUGAUAUGAGAUCUCGAGCAUUGUGUGACAGACCUGCUAAACUAUUUGAGGAGUCAGUGGAUCCAUCUCAUCGAUCCUUCUUCUCUGAAAUCACUUCCUCUGUGUCGGAUGUUAAGUUCAGUCACAGUGGACGUUACCUGCUCACCCGAGACUACCUCACUGCUAAAGUUUGGGACCUCAACAUGGAGAACAAACCAGUGGAGAUAUAUCAGGUCCAGGAUUAUUUGCGUUCUAAACUAUGUGCCCUUUAUGAGAGUGACUGCAUCUUUGAUAAGUUUGAAUGCGCCUGGAAUGGAGCUGACAGUGUCAUCAUGACAGGGGCGUAUAACAAUUUCUUCCGGAUGUUUGACCGUGCCAGUCGUCGCGAUGUGACUUUGGAGGCGAGCCGGGAGGUUUGUAAGCGCCGCGCUGUGCUCCGGCCUCGCCGUGUGUGCUUGGGGAAAAAAAGGAGGGAGAACGAUAUCAGUGUGGACAGCCUGGACUUCAGAAAGAAGAUCCUGCACACAGCGUGGCAUCCUACGGAUAACAUUAUUGCCAUCGCGGCCAGCAACAACCUGUUCAUCUUUCAGGACAGACAUGGCACAGGACACCAUGGAGGCCAUCAUUUAGAACAAGACAAGCCUCUGCAAUUACAGGAUACAACUCGUUAGUGAAAUAACCCGUUUGCCCAGAAGGCAAGACAUGACAAUCUGUAAUAUUUAGAGCACGUUUUCACUAUAAACACAAAAGCCUAAUUACAGUAAUAACUUAAUGCUGGAUAUUUUAACCACCAUUAUGACUGGGACUGUAUUUCAGCAAUCCUGCAUGAAAUGUAACACUCGAAGACUGACAUGAACCAGGAGAUAUUGUAUAUUUGCCUGUCAGCGUCGAAAUAACUACUGCAUGUUUACACUAUUAUUCUUAAUUAACGGGCUUCGUUAAAUUAUAAUGGCAAUGAUGAAGGCAAACAAAUUGGACCCUUUAUUUUAUUGAUUUUAUGAACUGUAUCCGCCGCCUGGUGGCUCAUCUCAGGUUUCAUGUUUUUUGACUGGAGACAGGAGACAGUCAAAUUCGAAGAUGUCCUCUUCCUCGUUUCGGAUAUCAAAACUGAAGCAGUACAAUCAUGUGAAUGUCUGACUAAGGAGUAAUGUUUCUAAGCAGCAUCAUGAAAACUGGAUUUGUUUUGAUUUGUUUUUCUUAAGCAUGCCAAAAUUAUUAUUGUGCUGCUAAUUUGAUGCCACAUGAAAGACCGUCCAAAAAGAUGAAAAAAAAGGGGGUAGGGGAGAGCAGGGUGAGCUUAACUGCUGUUUUACCUCAACCCCGUCUCCCUUAUCAGUCAUUAAAUGUUACUGUGGAAUCCGACGUUGGCUAAUAAUGCGAAUAAAGAAAUGGUAAAGCUGAUUUUACACCAGACGCAGUAAGCUACGAUAGGCUACAUUACGCAUUGCACAAGUAAUGCAUGUUUAUAAUAACCUGGGACCGAUAUUCACACAUAUGUACUAAAGCAGGGCAAAAGACACUUAACGCUCCUGUCCAUGUGAUUUGCAAACAAUCCACGCUUGAUUUUAAAGUGCUGUGGUGCUGCAUCGCUUCUGGUGUAAAAUGGGCUUCAUUUAAUGCACAUCAGAUCCUCUGAUCACACAUCUCAUGCUUAUGGAGUUAAUUUCAGUGUUAUCACCCUGAAAGCCGUGUCAUUAAAUUUGGACUUUUAUUUCAUUUAAAAUAAUUCAUACAAAUGCAUACAGUCACAAACAUUUCUGGUUUUUUUUUCCUUUUUUUUUUAAUUCUGUUUAACAAAAAAAUAAUGAUAUCUCAUAGUAUAUAUAGUAUGUAUAUUGCUAGCCUACCACUUUAAUCAGGAAGGAAACUAUGUAGGCAAUGGAGCGCUGCAA
This is a messenger RNA of Silurus meridionalis, 3040 nucleotides long. RefSeq names its product protein phosphatase 2, regulatory subunit B, gamma b (gene ppp2r2cb). Gene Ontology annotation, cellular component: protein phosphatase type 2A complex; cytosol. Gene Ontology annotation, biological process: peptidyl-serine dephosphorylation. Gene Ontology annotation, molecular function: protein binding; protein phosphatase regulator activity. The transcript is spliced from 10 exons. Bases 458 to 1819 code for a protein of 453 amino acids. Lineage: Eukaryota; Metazoa; Chordata; Actinopteri; Siluriformes; Siluridae. The record is from RefSeq and is a predicted model, not a curated record.